AUGUCAAGCGCUACUUAUCGCCUGGAGACCUUUCGGUCUUGGAAUCCUAUUCAGGAGAAAGCGCAGCCUUCGUGGAAGCCUCUCGACACCUGUCGCUACCCAAGUCCUGUCUCGAUCAUGACCACGCCAUCUCCAUCCAACCCUAGGGAGCCUCUUUUAGAGAACCAGAAGAUUUAUUCUCCUAGACCUCAGCGGCAUCCCCUUCCUGUUCGUCCGCCGGCGGAGGUUUGCUUACAUGGCGGUCUACAACCGGAGACACAAAUCGCUCGAAGCGAACCGGAGGUUUCGGGGCGACCGUCAUCCGUUAUUGCAGGAGACAUUGAGACAUUCAACUUGGAGGAAAUCCUACACGUGCAAGAUUUACCAAGCUCUGGCAACGUUCAUCAUACACCGAUUUUCGAUGAUAUUGGUCGUGAUUCUGAAUACCAACUCCCCAGCUUUGAAUCCGGCGACCCAGGGUUCGAUUUCACUGCCGGUCAGCACUUUCAAGUUGGACCUCCUGAGAGCCCCAUCCAGACUGGAGAUCUUCCAGAUGAUGUAUCAAUUGAUCCGGCCAUUUUGGACAAUUAUCGUUUCCCGGAUGUUGAGGAGAUCCAAGCGGUAGAGCCUACGCCUCAUGUUGCAGUCGGGCCAGCCAGACCAUCAGCUGGUAAAUCUCGAUUUUUCGUUAAAGAUGCCUGUCACCAUAACAAAAACAGACCACACGGCUCGCAGAGGACAGUGAAAUCUGGUCGGCAGUCCUCCAGAAUCAACAAAUUAGCAGUUGUCGUGAAAAGUCAACCCAAGGUUGAGACUGAUCGAUUCGCUGAAGGGCUUGGCUGCAAGAACGUUUCGUUUUCCACGGUUCGUGCUCAAUUCUCUGAACUCUCAGUCGAUGACCGACUACAGUUCCUGUCCUGGCUGUUUGAGAGUGCCUUGUAUCAUUGCGCUCCGGUGACAAGCGCAAAGGACACAUCUACGUCAAGAUGCAUUUUGAAACAUGAAAAAGACGUGGCGCCUACGCUUAGCAACUCAAGCACGAGCGGCAAAAUGGGCGAUACAGAGUACAUAUGUCCCUCCAGGAAAGGCCUUCCAUAUUCUGUGGAAGAGGAUCGCCUACUGGUGAUGCUUAGAGAAGAACAAAAACUUGCCUGGUCAGAAGUGACCAAGCGGUUUGCUCAAAAGUUCCCCGGGAGGAAUCAAAGCUCCAUACAGGUGUACUGGAGCACGACACUGAGCAAACGACUAUCUUUAGCGAAAAACUCCUAG
Messenger RNA from Penicillium cinerascens, 1248 nucleotides. RefSeq lists its product as uncharacterized. The coding region runs from base 1 to 1248 and encodes 415 amino acids. The transcript has a single exon. The record is from RefSeq and is a predicted model, not a curated record. NCBI's taxonomy places the organism in Eukaryota, Fungi, Ascomycota, Eurotiomycetes, Eurotiales, Aspergillaceae.